This is a messenger RNA of Peronospora matthiolae, 1905 nucleotides long. The record is from the annotation of a GenBank genome assembly. NCBI's taxonomy places the organism in Eukaryota, Oomycota, Peronosporomycetes, Peronosporales, Peronosporaceae.
AUGGACGGCGGCGUGAUUGCCAUCCUGGCAAACGUGGGCCUCGUAGUCGUGCUAGCCAUUGCGUUUUUCAUGGUGCGGCGCAAGGUCACCCACGUGCAUACACAGAGACUGCGUGAACUCGCGGCGCCGCUGCUCGGCACGGUCACUGCAAGUGCUGAUCAUCGACUGGAUACUGUCAUACGAGAAGCGGAGAAGGGCUUUGACGUGUGUCUUGUCUGCGAGUUUGAGAACUUCAAGGACGCGCGCUUCUGUUCGCUAUGUGGAGAGAGCCUGGACACGGGCGAAAAGCUUGCGAACCGAGGCAGUAGAUACACGAGGAGGCUCAGGAGAAGAGAGAAGAGGAAGCGCGCGGGCAAUGCUGCACCUUGCCGCUUGACAGAGCGUCAGGUGCGUGCGAGGAAGAGGAAAGAGUGGACUCGAAAACUUGAUGUGGAGGGCAAUAUGUUUUGGUUUCGUGCUAAAGAAGGCAGUGGACCUGUACCACCUGCUCGGGUGGGCAAAGUGAUACGGUUUGUCAAGCCUAAUGAGAAUGUAAAGAUGCCUGGACAAGUGCUUGGUCCAGUUGCAACGUGCAGUGAUAUAGCAGUCGUCGAGCCUGCUAAAUUGAAGGUGUUUCAUGAAAUCGCGGACAUGGAUAUCAUUCCAGCUACGAAGUGGAAUGCUGCGGCAAGAGCGACUGGCGAAGUGCUGGAGGACAACACGCAAAUGGGAGUUGAGCGCCGGCGCGAAACGCUGGAGUUUGUCGCUAUGGACUUUCCUUCGAAGUACGCAUAUUUUGUCAAGAGCACGGUGUCGCUGCUUGUUCCACCCGAGGUGGAAUUUCUCAAGCUGUCGAUUCAUAGAGACUACGUGUUUGAGGAAUCCAUGGAACACCUUGGAUGCAUUGAUGAAAGAUACGUUCGGUCGGCCAUGCGUAUCAAUUUUCUCGAAGAAAGCGGCGUGGACGCCGGUGGGCUCCAUCGCGAAUGGUUUUUGAUGCUAACGGAGUUAAUGAUGGACCCAACAGCAGGGCUGUUCAAGGCCACGAACGGGGAGGACCGUGCCUUUUUCUUGAACCCCAAUUCUCGCUAUGAAAACGGAGAGGAACAUCGAUUCUACUAUUAUGGAGCGGGGAGGUUAUUAGGGAGGGCGCUGCUAGAAGGCACGGUGCUCAACUUCCACUUGUGCGUUCCGCUGCUUAAGCUUAUUCUAGGCACGCCACUGUGCAUGGACGACAUAAAGUACUUUGACCCGGAAGUGUACACGAACAUGAUGUGGAUACUAGAGAACGACGGCGUUGAGACAUUGGAUCUGGACUUCAGCGUGAUUGAAUACGUAUGUGAUCGGAUGAUAACGGUCGAUCUCAUCCCGAAUGGACGCGACAUCACAGUCACCGAUGCCAACAAGCACGAGUAUUUGGAGCGCAAGUUUGAGUAUCUGCUGCUUAGAAGUGUGGCCGACCAGCUCUACGUGUUCCUAAAGGGCAUCUACGAGGUCAUCCCGCAGCAUUUGUUGAUGCUCUUUGACUAUGAAGAGCUCGACAAUUUGAUGUGCGGGUCUCCGGAGAUCGACGUAGAUGACUGGGAGAAGAACUCGUCGGUCACCGAGAGCGUGGCGCGGUCCCCGACGCUCGGGUGGUUUUGGGAGAUCGUUCGUGAGAUGCCUAACGAGUACCGGCGGCGUCUGCUGCAGUUCACUACGGGCUGCUCGCGCGUGCCCCUCGUGGGUUUCAAGGGUCUUACAAGCUACGAUGGCAACGUGUGUUUGUUCACGAUCCGAGGCAUUGUUGGCGCGCCGGACGAGUUUGUACGCAGCUUUGCGUGCUUCAAUCGGCUGGAUCUGCCGUUGGGCAUCUCCCGAUCUGAGCUGGAGCGCAUGCUCUAUGCCGUUCUGGACACGGAGCAGUACGGGUUCAAUACAGACUGA